AUGGUUCUAAUAAAACGAGUACUAGAGGUUAGCAGUGAAGAUGCAGUUAACAUGGCUAGGACAUUGGCCGUAAAAGAAGGACUCAUGGUUGGCAUAUCGUCCGGAGCUAACACGGUUGCACCACUUAGAUGGGCUAGUCUUCUUGAGAACAAAGGAAAACUUAUUGUGACUGUUCAUCCAAGUUUCGGGGAACGAUACUUGUCAUCUGUCUUGUACCAAGACCUUAGGACAGAAGCUGAAAACAUGCAGCCCGUGUCCAUCGAUUAA
Molecule: messenger RNA, 267 nt
Organism: Vicia villosa (hairy vetch)
Lineage: Eukaryota; Viridiplantae; Streptophyta; Magnoliopsida; Fabales; Fabaceae
Product: bifunctional L-3-cyanoalanine synthase/cysteine synthase 2, mitochondrial-like
Exons: 4
Coding region: 1-267 (88 amino acids)
Cellular component (GO): cytoplasm
Molecular function (GO): cysteine synthase activity
Source: RefSeq, a predicted model, not a curated record